This is a messenger RNA of Helianthus annuus (common sunflower), 2124 nucleotides long. Its product is annotated as ethylene-responsive transcription factor ERN2. Gene Ontology annotation, biological process: regulation of DNA-templated transcription. The coding region runs from base 652 to 1830 and encodes 392 amino acids. Gene Ontology annotation, molecular function: DNA binding; DNA-binding transcription factor activity. NCBI's taxonomy places the organism in Eukaryota, Viridiplantae, Streptophyta, Magnoliopsida, Asterales, Asteraceae. The record is from RefSeq and is a predicted model, not a curated record. The transcript has a single exon.
GUACUCUGGCUUUUAAAUUCACUAUUAGAUUAUUCAUCAAUGGUGAAAAUAACAAUAGCUUGAGCGCCUAAGAAGAUUUUGGCGAGUUUCUGCUUGUAACAGUUUUGUCCAACACACACGUUUUGCCCUACUGACCAGAUUUAACUGAAAAAUAAAUGUAAAAAUGGGGUGAUAAUAUGGAAAUGUCAGAAUAUAUUAAUACGUUUAUAAUGGUGGAGAUAAAAUAAAUGAAAGUAUUAUACUCCUUGAUUAGGUAGGGAGAAGCGUCCAAAUUAUACCUUUUAGGCCCAAUUAUUAUAAUAAUCUAAGAGAUGUGACAGCUGAAAAAGAACUAUGAACUCUUCAAAUCUAAAGGGUUAACUUAAUAGAUAACGGUCAUAUACCUGAAGCCUCGACUGUUCUAGUUCUUGAAUAGGUCAGGAGGAAUCGUCCAAAUUAUACCUUUUUAGACAUCAUUAAAAUAAACAGAGAGAUGUCACAUGCAUCAUGACUUCUUCACCUCCUUACUAUUAUUUUGACAAGCUCGUUUCUAUCUUAAUCUCUAUAUAAACACAUCAUGAUUUAGCUUAUUCAUAUCAGCAACUCACCCACCUCACGAAUUAAACACCUUUUGGUUUUUUAAAACUACAAUUUACAUUUUUAGAGAGGGGUAUGGCUAGGAAGAGAAAGCUAGCCACUGCUGAAGAACAGAAUCCUGAAUUCAACAUUGCCUGGGGCGGGAUGUUAACCGAGGCAGAGGUAACUGCAGCACUAGGCGGCCCCCGACAAGCCCGGAAGAAGUUUAUCGGGGUCCGCCAACGACCAUCUGGCCGAUGGGUUGCAGAAAUCAAGGACACCAUACAAAAGAUUAGAGUAUGGUUAGGCACCUUUGACACUGCUGAGGAAGCGGCUCGAGCCUAUGAUGAAGCCGCUUGUUUGCUACGCGGAGCCAACACUCGCACGAAUUUCUGGCCUUCUCAACCGUUCUCUACCACAUCCGCCCUUCCGUCCAAAGUCACAAGCCUUCUUCUUCGUAGGCUUGAAGCCCGGAAUAGGUCUUUAACAGCAGCUGCAUCUUCACAAAGUACUUCUUUGCUGACCAUUAAUCAUCAUGAUGAGGUGGCACGACCGGAUGAAUUUGGAGACAACGUUGAAGCGUUCUCAGAUGCGUGCUUUACCGACUUUCUCAGGGAUCUUGAUGGGUGCCUACCUAUCAAUGAUACAAGCAAUCUUUACUGCAACACGAGCUUUGAAUCAUCUAUGCCCGUUCAUGUGAAUCGUUGUGAUGAUCAAGUGGUAGCUCCGUGUUCAAGUGAAGAUACAAAUGGCGGAAGUGUAAUACAAGAAGACGAAGAAGAAGAAGAAGAAGAAGAAGAAGAAACAAUCGUUCAUCUGAAUUGUUGUGACGAUCAAGUAGUGGGUCCGAGUUCAAGUGAAGAUACAAGUGGCGCAAGUGGAAUAAAAGAAGAUGAUGAUGAAGAAGAAGCGAUCGAUUUCAAGUUUAUUGAUGAAGUUGGAUCUGCUUGCAACUUUUCUCCAUUUGAUAUAGCUCAAGAAGCUGAUUUGAUUCCAAGGGAAGAAGAAGAAAAGCCGUUGACAAUAAGUGAAGCAAUGAAAAGGAUGAAAUACGAGCGCAAGUUCUCGGCUUCUCUUUAUGCUUUCCAUGGUAUACCUGAGUGCUUAAAGCGCAAAUUCGGGUCCAAAAUGCAAAGUCGAGCAAAUGAAGAAGCCAAAAAAGUUGAGGUUGUGAUGGUUGAAAGUAAUAAGGCAAGUGAUGUGGGUUCGGUGAGUGGUGGAGAAUUGUCACUUUGGAGCUCCCUCGAUCUUCCUACCAUUUACUAUUUUAGUUAGGAAUCGAGCUUAGUGUUUAUAUAGUAUAUGAGACUUGUUGGUUGUUCGAAUAGUGAGAAAGAAACAUAAUCCUAAAGAAUGAAUAUACCUAAUAAUUUGUUUCCAAAUGUUCUACUAUCACAACCUCAACUUCCUUAUUCAUUUGGACCGAAAUUUUCAACUUGUUUAAGUAUUUGAGUACUCUUUUUGUUCUGAUCAUAGUUUUAGAUACGAGACCGAGCUAGGCUUGAUGUGACUGAAUACUCGUUUUUAGGUUUUCCUUGUUGUCUAGGAUGUAAAAUAGCUUUUUUCAUA